AUGAUAGAAAGGGGGAAUCCCCGAAACAAAGUGGCCUUGGCUCCGGGGAGAUCUCUGAUGGAUUGGAUUCGAUUGGGGAAUUCUGGUGAGGAUCUGACGGGUGUCGGAGGAGCCAGGAAGGAAUCUAUCUCCGUCCAGGAAUUGGCCCUUCACAAUCAUCCUCCUCACGACGUCUGGAUUGCCAUUCGAGGUACCGUACGAGACCACCUUCGUCCCGUAAAGUUGGUUUCCCGU
This is a messenger RNA of Darwinula stevensoni, 234 nucleotides long. Lineage: Eukaryota; Metazoa; Arthropoda; Ostracoda; Podocopida; Darwinulidae. The record is from the annotation of a GenBank genome assembly.